Molecule: messenger RNA, 2375 nt
Organism: Asparagus officinalis (garden asparagus)
Lineage: Eukaryota; Viridiplantae; Streptophyta; Magnoliopsida; Asparagales; Asparagaceae
Product: xyloglucan galactosyltransferase KATAMARI1 homolog
Exons: 2
Coding region: 252-1970 (572 amino acids)
Molecular function (GO): glycosyltransferase activity
Source: RefSeq, a predicted model, not a curated record
AAAUUCAGCCUCAACUUUUAAUUUUUACUUAAAUAAACGCCGCUCGAUUCUCUCUAGCUGUUCAUUUGCUCCAACACCACUGAUUCUGAUCAUAGCCAUCUGGGGGUUUCUUUGAUGCUCAGUUUGUGAUUUUUAUCAAUUUUAAUACUAGAUAUUGGUGCCCAGUUGGGGAUUCCAUGAUCUUUGAUGAGAAUGUAAUAAAAAGUUGGCGCCUUUGUUAUUCUCUUCCCCAAUUUUCGGUUUAGAAUUAGAUGAGAAGGCGAAUGGAGAAAUCCAAUGGAAAACCCCCUCGAUCUCGCCUUUGCCUCCUCGCUUCUGUGCUUGCCCUUUUCUGGUUCCUGAUCUUUUACUUCCAUUUCGCUGUUCUCAGUGGAAAUUCCCCUGAAACCCUGAAGCCCUCAUUGCCUUCCCCUUCAAUUCCCUCUGAAUCCCAACAUUUCUCGAAACAAAGCAGACCCGUUAACCCGGUUAGAUCGAUCGUCCCGCCCCGAUCCAUUUUGAAGAGGAAUGCCCAAAGAGAACCCAAGAAGGAUUUCCCCUUUUUGAGAGCCCUUAAGACUGCUGAGAAUAAGACUGAUCCUUGUGGUGGCCGUUACAUUUAUGUUCAUGAUUUGCCGCCAAGAUUCAAUGAAGAUAUGCUCACAGAAUGCAGAAAGCUUAGCCUUUGGACCAACAUGUGCAAAUUUACGACCAAUGCGGGUCUCGGUCCUCCCCUUGAGAAUGUCGAGGGGGUGUUCUCUAACACCGGUUGGUAUGCAACCAAUCAAUUUGCUGUCGAUGUGAUCUUUAGCAAUCGGAUGAAGCAGUGCGAGUGCUUGACCAAGGACUCGUCUAUUGCUGCGGCGGUCUUUGUUCCAUUCUAUGCGGGGUUUGAUGUAGCUCGGUAUCUUUGGGGGUAUAACAUCUCGGUGAGGGAUGCGGCUUCUCUUGAUCUGGUGGAUUGGCUUAUGAAGAGACCCGAGUGGAAAGUUAUGGGCGGGAGAGAUCAUUUCUUGGUUGCGGGGAGGAUUACUUGGGAUUUUAGAAGGCUAUCCGAUACUGAGUCUGACUGGGGGAACAAGCUCUUGUUCUUGCCGGCUGCCAAAAACAUGUCAAUGUUGGUUGUUGAAUCUAGUCCUUGGAAUGCUAAUGAUUUUGGAAUUCCAUAUCCUACAUAUUUCCAUCCAUCAAAGGACGCUGAUGUGUUCGUAUGGCAAGAUCGAAUGAGGAAAUUGGAGAGAAAAUGGCUCUUCUCGUUUGCUGGGGCUCCUCGCCCUGGUAACCGGAAAUCUAUAAGAGGGCAAAUUAUCGAUCAAUGCAGGAAUUCUAAGGUUGGUAAGCUUUUGGAGUGUGAUUUUGGGGAGAGCAAGUGCCAUUCUCCGAGCAGUAUAAUGAAAAUGUUCCAGAGCUCUUUGUUCUGCUUGCAACCUCAAGGGGAUUCUUAUACAAGGAGAUCGGCAUUUGAUUCAAUGUUGGCUGGAUGUAUACCUGUGUUCUUUCAUCCCGGUUCAGCUUACACUCAGUAUACUUGGCAUCUUCCUAAAAAUUUCUCAAAGUAUUCAGUGUUUAUCCCCGAAGAUGAUAUUCGAAAGAAGGGUGUUAGUAUUGAGGAAAGAUUGAAGCAAAUACCUGAUCAUGUCGUCAAGGAGAUGAGGGAGGAAGUCAUAAGUCUCAUACCUAGGCUUAUAUAUGCUGAUCCGAGGUCUAAAUUGGAGACUCUUAAAGACGCAUUUGAUGUUUCAGUGCAGGCAAUUAUUGAUAAAGUUACGAAACUGAGGAAGGAGAUAAUUGAUGACCGUGAAGACAAGGAUUUUAUCGAGGAGAACAGUUGGAAGUAUGCUUUGUUAGAGGAAGGGCAGAAGGUUGGGGCUCAUGAAUGGGAUCCUUUCUUUUCAAAACCAAAGGAUGCUAAUAAUAAUGGAGAUUCUGGCAGCUCGUCCGCUGAAGCUGCAAAGAAUUCUUGGAAAAAUGAACGGAGGCCUCAGUCUUGAGCGUUAUUCGAGCUAAACAUUUCGGAGUGACGUUUAGAAUCGAUAUGAUUCUGUGGUUGCAGUGAACAAUCAAGCAUACCACACGCUGAGCACAUCAAUAGAGAGAUGAACUGCAAGCCAAGCGCAUCAGUGAAGAUAAAAACACCAGUUUUCGCGGAGUUAUAUUCUUUUGGAGCUUUAACCAAGUAAACCGAGUUGCUAAUCCCUUAUCUACUUCAUUGUUGUAUAGGUAGACCUACAAAUUUUCUUCACAUAUAAUAUUUUUUUUGUAGUUUAGGUGUCUCGUCUAUUUACAUAGCGCAUUUGGUAAUAAUAAAUUUCUGUCUGUUGUCAUACAUAUUUUCUUCUGAUCUAGUGAAUCCAAGCUGAAACACAUCUUGAAAGUGAAACAUUAUUUAUUCCUGA